Molecule: messenger RNA, 4382 nt
Organism: Lepus europaeus (European hare)
Lineage: Eukaryota; Metazoa; Chordata; Mammalia; Lagomorpha; Leporidae
Gene: FKBP15
Product: FKBP prolyl isomerase family member 15
Exons: 28
Coding region: 119-3781 (1220 amino acids)
Cellular component (GO): growth cone
Molecular function (GO): peptidyl-prolyl cis-trans isomerase activity
Source: RefSeq, a predicted model, not a curated record
CGUGCGAGAGUUCGCCCUGCCGGAAAGCAGCACGCCCCCGCGGCAUUUUGCGACAUCGGUGGUGACAGGACCUGGGAGUGUUCGGCUUCCUCUCCGCAGCCGGGAGAAAGCCGACGCGAUGUUCAGUGCCGCGGACGAGGACGACACUGACUUCCUGUCGCCCACCGGCGGGACCAGAUUGGCUUCUCUUUUUGGACUGGACCAGGCAGCUGCUGGCCAUGGCAAUGAAUUCUUCCAGUACACAGCUCCAAAACAGCCUAAGAAAGGCCAUGUCACAGCAACAACAGGAAAUCAGGCCACACCAAAAACAGCCCCAUCCGCCACCGGCACUUCCACAGUCUUGGUUGCAACAGCAGUCCAUGCCUACCGAUACACUAAUGGUCAAUAUGUAAAGCAGGGCAAAUUUGGUGCUGCAGUCCUGGGAAACCACACAGCCAAAGAGUAUAAGAUUCUUCUUUAUAUCAGUCAGCAGCAGCCGGUUACUGUUGCUAGGAUUCAUCGGAACUUUGAGCUAAUGGUUCGGCCCAAUAACUACAGCACCUUUUAUGAUGACCAGAGACAAAACUGGUCCAUCAUGUUUGAGUCUGAAAAGGCUGCGGUGGAGUUCAAUAAACAGGUGUGCAUUGCCAAGUGCAACAGCACCCCUUCCUUGGAUGCAGUGCUCUCCCAGGACCUUGUUGUGGCAGAAGGCCCUGCCGUAGAAGUUGGAGAUUCUUUGGAAGUGGCCUACACUGGCUGGUUCUUCCAAAAUAAUGUGUUGGGCCAGGUUUUUGACUCUACUGCUAACAAAGAUAAGCUGCUUCGCCUAAAAUUAGGAUCAGGAAAAGUCAUCAAGGGCUGGGAAGAUGGAAUGCUGGGCAUGACAAAAGGAGGAAAGCGGCUGCUUUUCAUCCCCCCAGCCUGCGCAGCUGGCUCUGAAGGGAUGAUAGGCUGGACGCAGUCCAUGGACGCCAUCCUGGUGUUUGAGGUGGAGGUUAGGCGGGUGAAGUUUGCCAGAGAUUCCGGCUCUGAUGGGCACAGCAUUAGCUCCCGGGAUUCUGCAGCCCCUUCUCCCAUACCUGGUGUUGACGGCCUCUCUGCUGACCCUGCUGUGUCUCUACCCACAUCGGUGCCUUUCAAAUCAGGGGAGCCGGCUCUUCGUACCAAAUCUAACUCCCUCAGUGAACAGCUGUCGAUAAAUACAAGUUCUGAUGCAGUCAAAGCCAAGCUGAUCUCUAGGAUGGCUAAAAUGGGCCAGCCCAUGCUGCCCAUCCUUCCACCGCAGCUGGAUUCCAAUGAUUCAGAAACUGAAGAUGUGAAUGCUUUGAGAGGACCUGGGCAGCCCGUGGUGACUCCAUCCAUCCAGCCUCCUCAGCCAGCCCACCCAGUGUUACCACAGAUGACCUCACAGGCACCCCAGUCAUCAGUUUCGGGGCUCCACGCACCCUCUGCUGCCUUAAUGCAAGUUGCAUCUCUUGAUUCCCACUCAGCUGUACCUGGAAAUGCCCAGUCCUUUCAGCCCUAUGCAGGUAUGCAGGCCUACGCUUAUCCCCCAGCAUCUGCCGUCACCUCACAGCUGCAGCCUGUCCGGCCCUUGUACCCAGCACCACUCUCACAGGCGCCCCAUUUUCAAGGAUCAGGUGACAUGGCUGCAUUUCUUAUGACAGAAGCCCGGCAACAUAACACUGAAAUUCGAAUGGCUGUUGGCAAAGUAGCUGAUAAAGUGGAUCAUCUCAUGACUAAGGUUGAGGAGUUACAGAAACAUCAUGCUGGCAAUCCCGCGCUUCUUCCUAGCAUGUCAGUUACAAUGGAAACAAGCAUGAUUAUGGGCAACAUUCAGCGGAUCAUUCAGGAAAAUGAAAGAUUGAAGCAAGAGGUUCUUGAAAAGAGCAGUCGGAUAGAAGAACAGAAUGACAAGAUUAGUGAACUCAUUGAGCGAAAUCAGAGGUAUGUUGAGCAGAGUAACCUGAUGAUGGAGAAGAGGAACAACUCUCUUCAAACAGCCACAGAAAACACACAGGCAAGAGUAUUGCAUGCUGAGCAAGAGAAGGCCAAGGUGACAGAGGAGUUGGCAGCAGCCACCGCACAGGUCUCUCACCUGCAACUGAAAAUGACUGCCCACCAAAAGAAGGAGACGGAGCUGCAGCUGCAGCUGACGGAAAGCCUGAAGGAGACGGAGCUUGUCAGGGGCCAGCUUGCCCGGCUGCAGGCCGAGCUCUCAGAGCUCCAAGAAACUUCUGAACAAGCACAGUCCAAAUUCAAAAGUGAAAAGCAGAGUCGGAGACAACUAGAACUCAAGGUGACGUCCUUGGAGGAGGAGCUGACGGACCUUCGAGCUGAGAAGGAGUCUCUAGAAAAGAACCUCUCAGAAAGGAAGAAGAAGUCGGCCCAAGAGCGUUGUCAGGCGGAGGAGGAGAUAGAUGAAAUGCGCAAGUCGUACCAGGAGGAACUGGACAAACUCCGACAGCUCUUGAAAAAGGCUCGUGUGUCCACAGACCAGGCGGCUGCCGAGCAGCUGUCCGUAGUGCAGGCCGAGCUCCAGACCCAGUGGGAAGCAAAGUGUGAGCAUCUGCUGGCCUCAGCCAAGGAUGAGCACCUGCAGCAGUACCGGGAGGUGUGUGCACAGAGAGAUGCCAACCAACAGAAGCUGACACAGCUUCAGGAAAAGUGUCUGGCUCUCCAGGCCCAAGUCACAGCCCUCACAGAACAAAAGGAACAGCACACAGAGGAACUGGCGGAGAAAAAGUCCCAGCUGUCUGGGGUUAAAGCUGCUGCCGACCCCUCAGAAAAGGUGAAGAAGAUCAUGAACCAGGUGUUCCAGUCUUUGCGGGGAGAGUUUGAGCUGGAGGAAUCUUACGAUGGCAGGACCAUCCUCGGGACCAUCAUGAAUACGAUCAAGAUGGUGACUCUUCAGCUGUUAAACGAACGAGAGCAAAAGAAGGGAGAGAGCAGCAGUGAGGAAGAAGAGAAAGAGGAACUACCAGCUCGGGGACCUUCCCAGGAGCAGCCAGUCUCAGCCGGUUCUGCACUGUCUCAAGCGCCCUUGAAUAGGGAGAAGCAGGAGGCUCCCGUGGUGCCAGCGGAGCAGGUGGCCCAGGAAGCUGCCCCGCUGCCUCCUCAUGCCCUUCCCACUGCCCAGGAUGAUGUUCAGAGAAGGCAAGGGGAGCCCUCAGAAGCAGAGGGGCUCUCGCAGGUGAAAGAUGGCUCCCUUCCACCUGAACAGGCCUGCAUCCCAUCCCAAAGAGUCCUAGGGCCCCCAACUUCCAUCCCACCUAAGCCUCCAGGCCCCGUUAUUUGGGGCUCUGAGUGCGAGGAGACAGCUGCUGCCAGCCCGAUGGCAGCUGAACCUGACAGCGCAUUGGGAAAGGGCCACACUGGAGAAGUAGCCUCAGAUGGCCCCCUGCCAGAAAGCCCCACAAGACCAUCCCUGACUGCAGACCCCGAAAAUGGGGACCCACCGGCCUUAGAGCCUGAAAGCCCAGAAGGUAGGCCGCAGCCUCCAGAUUGCAGUAAAGAAGAGGAUGUCACUAGCUCCACGGGUCUCUCUGAGGAGCUAUCAGGCACAGAGGCAGGUUCUGCAGGUGCGGGAGCAGCCCUCAGACCCAACUCUUGUUCUCGGCAUUCCAGUGUCUCUGGGGAUGAAGAGGAUGAACUGUUUAAAGGGGCAACUCUGAAAGUUCCGAGACCCAAAGCACAGCCUGAGGAGGAGGACGAAGAUGAGGUGAGCAUGAAGGGACGCCCGCCCCCAACACCCCUUUUUGGAGAUGACGAUGAUGACGAUGACAUUGACUGGCUGGGAUGAAGACCCAGGAAACUGGUGCCGACGUUCCUCCACCCACGUUCCUCCUUCCCUAAGCAUGAUUUUGCACAGCCAGCCUUGGGUCUAGGCGAGCCAUAGGGUGAGCGUUCUGAGGACGACAGUUCAAGGAUCUGAGCAGCCACUUUCUGAGCCCCCGCCUGGCCUCACGAAGAGCAGCGGCAUGGCCCUGUCUUCAGAACUAGUGUUUUCAGCAGCUCAUGGGGGGCCUGCCUCCGAGUCCCAGCUGGACAAGGGCUGAUGGGUUCUCCUCCAGCCAAUCACCUACCAGAGUCCUGCCCUCUUCCAAGCUUUUUCUUCUCUUCAGUAACUCUCAGAUGACCUGGGAGCCCUCCUCCAUCGGCCUCCCAGAGUUCAGCUGUGCCCUAGCAACAAGACCUGUCACCUGGGGGCAUGGCUUCCUGGGGGAGCCAAGGAGAGAUGUUAUUUCAAUCCCUGUUAACAUCCUUGGUGACAUCCUUGUCUACAGUCCUGGGAUGUGUGUCUUUUCCUCUGCCUUAAAUCUGACACAAGGAGUCAGCGACUAUUUGAGACUAAUAAAACUAAAAUCCAUGUCUAUACUGAAACCUGACUCGAGCCCUUGCGG